Messenger RNA from Melanotaenia boesemani (Boeseman's rainbowfish), 2935 nucleotides. Its product is annotated as transmembrane protease serine 9-like. Gene Ontology annotation, biological process: proteolysis. The transcript is spliced from 10 exons. The record is from RefSeq and is a predicted model, not a curated record. Gene Ontology annotation, molecular function: serine-type endopeptidase activity. Lineage: Eukaryota; Metazoa; Chordata; Actinopteri; Atheriniformes; Melanotaeniidae. Bases 49 to 1875 code for a protein of 608 amino acids.
GGCAGCUUAUUUAUAAUAGAGCAGGUCGGGUGGAAUGAAUUUACAGAAAUGGAUUUGUACGGGCUGAUCGUCAUGGCGACUGUGCUGACUCUGCAGAUACCAGAGUCUGAGUCCCAACCUGAUGUUUGUGGCCGGUCCCCGCGUAACACCAGGAUUGUUGGAGGACAGGAUGCUCCUGCAGGCAGCUGGCCCUGGCAGGCUAGUCUCCAUAGACCUACACACUUCUGUGGAGGAUCCCUCAUCAACAAACUGUGGGUGCUGUCUGCGGCUCACUGUUUUUCAAGUUCCAACCCAGCUGGUCUGAAAGUGAUUCUGGGUCUUCAGAGUCAAGAGGGAGUCAACAGCAAUAAGCAGACUUUUAAUGUAGCUCAGAUCAUCGUUCAUCCUAGCUACAACUCCGGAACAAGUGAUAACGACAUAGCCCUCCUACAGCUCUCUACACCUGUAACUUUUACCGAUUACAUUUCACCGGUCUGCCUGGCAGCCUCAGACAGCACCUACUUCAGUGGAGUUAACACCUGGGUCACCGGCUGGGGAAAUACUGCGAGUGGAGUGUCCCUCCCUUCUCCACAAAAUCUCAUGGAGGUUCAGGUGCCAAUUGUGGGGAACAGACAGUGUAACUGUGAUUAUGGAGCAGGCAGAAUCACUGACAACAUGCUGUGUGCCGGGCUAGCUGCAGGAGGGAAGGACUCCUGCCAGGGAGACUCAGGAGGUCCGCUGGUGAGCAAGCAGGGCGGCGUUUGGGUUCAAGGGGGAGUCGUCAGUUUUGGAAUAGGAUGUGCUCUACCUAAUUUCCCAGGAGUCUAUACUAGAGUGUCCCAGUAUGUGAACUGGAUCCAAAGCCAGAUAACCAGCAACCAGCCUGGCUUCAUCACCUUCUCAUCCUCUGGAACUGAUAGUGACCUUAACGUCUCAUGCAAAGACGUGCCACCAAUUUCAGUCACCAUCACUACAACCACCACUACAACCACAACUACAACCACCCUUGCUCAAACAACAACACCUGCACCUGUGGUUUGUGGACGAGCCCCGCUGAAUUCUCGUAUUUUGGGGGGAAGCUCUGUAGUGAGGGCCGGCGAGUGGCCAUGGAUGGCGAGCCUGCUGCAUAAUGGAACGCAUGUUUGUGGUGGGACGCUGGUGGCCAAGGACUCUGUGCUGACCAACGCCAACUGCUUCUCAGGACCCUUCGUGGCCUCUGAGUGGGCGGUCGUGUUGGGUCGCUUAAAGCAGAAUGGAUCAAAUCCCUCUGAAGUUUCAUUUAAUGUGAUAAAUAUCACUCUGAGCAACCUGACUGGGACCAACAUAGCAGUACUCAAACUGUCAGCCCAGCCCACCCUGAAUAACUUCAUCCAGCCCAUCUGUCUGGACAAUGGACAAACCUUCCCUGUGGGCUUGACAUGCUGGGCUGCCGGCUGGAGCUCUGGGACAGGAGGGGAUGAGAAAAUUCUGCAGGAGUUCAAGACUUCAGUGCAAAACUGUGGAAAUGCAUCAACAAGCGACAGCAUUUGUACCGAUGUGUUUACACUGGGGACGGGUGAUUCUGGAGACCCACUCAUGUGUGUGAAGGACGGCUCUUGGUACCAGGCGGCUGUGUUGUCGUUCACGGGAACCUCUGGAACCUCAAGCAGGCGAAAACGAGAGACUGCAUUGAUGGUGUUUGAAAAACUAACGCGCUUCCAGACCUUCCUGACUCGCUCACUGGGGACAUUCUUGUCCCCUGUCUCUGCCACCAACAGCACCAGCAACAGCACCAGCAACAGCACAGCCUCCACUGCCGCCAUAAUGACAACCAACCAGGGCACUCCCAUUCAUUUCCCCUCCCUCUUCUGCCUCCAUCUCCUCAUCCUUGCCUUGUGUCUCCAACUCUUCUCAUAGAAGAGUCCAGCUUCACCUUAUUUACAUGAUGUGAUGCACACAAAUGAAUGUAAAACGAAGCUUCAAUGUGACACUUUAAAGGUUUAAACGGAGGUGAUCUAUGGCUUGACUCUGAGUAGAGAUAGGAAGUUUAAUCCGGCAUUCAGGGAUCCAGCUUUCAGAGUAUUGAUAACCUUUCAGCCCCAGUUUAAGCAUGCAUGUUGAUGCACUACACAAUGAUGAAAGCAUCCAGAAAUACUUUGUGUUUCUGUGUUAAGAAAUGCUAUUUUUACUGUAAAUUAAUGCUUCUUUUUUUCCUCUGAUGGUCAGCAGCCCUGCCAGAUGGAUGUUUAUUGAAGGAUGUUAAGAUGAAGAAUGUUCAAAUCUGUACUGAAAAUAAUUCCUGUAGCAUUACAGGAUUUCAUGAUGCUUGAAGCAAUAUACAUACACAUAUACAUUGUUUUCUAAAUCUGUACAUUGGUAAAAUGUGUGUCAUCUUUAUAGUUUAUCUAUUUAUCAAAUGUUCAUCUGAUAAAUGGGACAUUUAUGGGACAACUGAUUGCAUCGUGGAUUUUAUUAAACUAAUUUGGUGUAAAUGGGUUUAGGAAACCAUUUGUUAGAUGUUACAGGAAUUCUGCAUCAGCUAUGUGCCUGUCCAUCAUGUGAAAGAUUUAUAAUAUUAUCAUGUGGAUUUUUAUCUAAAAUUCAAAGCACACAAUGGUGAGUGCCAGUAUUUGUACUAGAAAUGAUAUUGAUCAACCUGCACUGCAUUAAAUGAUUAUUUAACUGUUUAUUUAACCAAGAGAUAAAACCACUUUUACAGGGCUAUAUGUACAUCAACAUGAUUACAUGUACACACCACAGAAAACAAAUAACAGCCAUCAGAACUAUAAGGGAUGAUAAAUAAAUGGGAAUGUUGGUUUUGGGUCUACACAGGGAACACAUUUGUUGUUUUAAUGAGAAAGCAACAAAAAAACCUUUCUGUUGUUGUUAUGAUCAAAAUCCUGAUUGAUUCUCUGACUUUAUUUUGAUUGAUGAAAUAUCACAGUUUUUUAACACCAAUAAAAGUAAAAACUCUGAG